CAUUGUGGGUUUUCUAUGUGUUUAUUACGUCACUAUUACACUAAUGGUGCCGGGUUAACUUUAUUUUGUGGGUUAAAUAUUAGUUUAGUAAGAAAAGAGUACAAAUAUGGGACAGCAUGUCAGUAGAACUGAUUUUGAGUGGACUUAUACAGAAGAACCUCACGCAAGUCGCCGAAAAAUUAUUUUAGAAAAAUACCCGCAAAUAAAAAAACUUUUCGGAUACGAUCCGAAUUUUAAAUGGGUUGUUACUGGUAUGGUUUUAAUGCAAUUUUUUUUAAUGUACAUGUUAAAAGAUAUGUCAUGGCCCAUAUUGCUACUUUUUGCCUACUGCCUAGGGGGAGUCAUCAAUCAUUCACUCAUGUUGGCGAUUCACGAAAUUGCGCAUAACCUGGCCUUUGGACAUGCCAGACCUUGGCACAAUAGACUUUUCGGUUUUUUUGCUAAUCUGCCCAUAGGUAUACCAAUAUCAAUCAGCUUUAAGAAGUAUCAUCUGGAACACCAUAGAUAUCAAGGGGAUGAGGAGAAAGAUACUGAUAUUCCUACAUAUUUGGAGGCAAAAUUAUUUUGCACGACCUUUGGGAAAUUUAUAUGGGUCAUUCUACAACCAUUCUUCUACUCUUUUAGACCACUUGUGACUUACCCAAAACCACCUAACAAUUUGGAAAUAUACAAUGCUUUAAUACAAGUGGGUUUUGAUGGUUUGGUGGUACACUUUUUAGGUGGGAGAGUUCUUGGUUACAUGAUCAUUGGAUCUGUGAUGGCUAUGGGCUUUCACCCAGUAGCAGGCCAUUUCAUUUCUGAACAUUACAUGUUCAAAAAAGGAUACGAAACGUAUAGUUACUACGGACCUUUGAAUUGGAUCACUUUCAAUGUCGGUUAUCACAAUGAACAUCAUGAUUUUCCGGCUGUUCCUGGAUCUAGAUUACCCGAGGUUAAAAAAAUCGCGCCGGAAUUUUACGACGAUCUACCACAACACCAUUCGUGGACAGCGGUCCUAUAUGAUUUUAUAAUGGAUCCUGAUGUGGGUCCCUACGCUAGAAUAAGGCGUAAAGCUAAAGGAUUAAAAACGGAUUAAAAAAAAUAUAAAGCUUCCCACACACGUAAAAUUGUUUUUUAGUGUGUGGGUUCCUUUAGCUACGAGCUUUGGACGAAUUUUUUGGCACUAAAUUAAAAAUAUUUUUUGUUUGGUAUUUAAUCAAAAUUAUUCACAUUAUUUUAGGAGAUAUUAUAUUUUUUGUACAAUUUAAAGCCAAACCACGUAUUAUUGUUGUUUAUUAAUUUUAUACAGCGCAUCACCGAAUAAGUUGUCAUUCUUUAAGGAAAAUUAUGAUGUGUGGAUCUUGCCAUCAUACCCGGGCAAAUUAUGAUUUCAUCUGCCGCUGCUGUGACAAUUUGCGGAGUUGUUCUAAUGUGUCAACUUCGAUCUGUACACUAAUUGUUGUAAAAACAAUGAUGAUGUAUAGGAUGAGGAUGACAAUUUAUCAGGUGAUACCAUGUAUAUACAUAAGUCUGUUUUAUAACGGAACUAAUGUGAUACCUAUAGUAAAUGUAAAUAAAAAUACUAUUUAAUUAUUUUGCGAUAAUAAUAAAUGUUAUUUAA
Messenger RNA from Brassicogethes aeneus, 1600 nucleotides. NCBI's taxonomy places the organism in Eukaryota, Metazoa, Arthropoda, Insecta, Coleoptera, Nitidulidae. The record is from the annotation of a GenBank genome assembly.